UAUAUAUUUUAUUUAUUACUUAUGUAUUCAGAUAAUGACAGUUUUCAUUCUGCCAAUGAAUCCUUGGAUGGUGAUGAUAGUUUUUGUUCUUUAACCGAUACGCUUGGGGAUACUCUGAGAACACAGUUUAAUCAAUCGGACAAGCUGUUUAACGUGUGUCAUAUAAAUGCUCAAAGUGUUGCUAGUCACUACAGUGAGCUCUUUGAGACUUUUUCUAAUAUGAAUGUGCAUGCCAUUCUGAUUUCCGAGAGUUGGCUCAAACCAAAUCUCUUGUCCACCUCAUACCCCCUUCCUGGUUAUGUUCUCAUUCGGAAUGAUCGGCUUGGUAGAAGAGGGGGUGGCGUGGCAAUAUACCUUCGAUCUGACUUUUCUUACAAAGCCCUGGCUGCCUCUCCUAGUCAUCAGGCUUGUGCGGAAUACCUCUUUCUGGAGGUUUCUGUUAAAGGAGCUAAAGCCGUCGUUGGUGUUGUUUAUUGCCCCCCUUCUGUCGACUACUUCACUGAUUUUGAAUCGGUUUUAGAAUCGAUAGGUUCAGAGUAUGCACAUUAUAUCAUCAUGGGCGAUUUCAAUACAAAUCUCCUUGCUCCUAAUUCUCCUCGAUCCCGUAAACUCCUUCAUCUUGUGGAAUCAUCUAGUUUACACAUUUUGCCCUUGCAGGCAACUCACCGAUCUACAGUAGGUGAUGAUUCCUGGCUGGAUUUAAUCCUUACUUCCGACCUUUCCCUUGUUUCCUCUCAUGGUCAAUUUAUUGCUCCUGGUUUUUCUCAUCACGACCUAAUUUUCCUCUCCUACAUCCUUAAACCUCCUAAGUCCAAGCCUAAGGUUCUGCAUAGGCGUUGCUUUGCACGUAUGAACGUAGAUCAGCUUCUCAAUGAUGCUGCUGAAAUUGACUGGACUCCAUUGAUAGAAGCUGACUCAGUUAAUGAUAAGCUUGAAAUUUUUAACAACCGGGUGAACGUUUUGUAUGAUCUCCAUGCACCCGUUAAGAGAGUUAGAGUAAAACGUCCACCAGCACCGUGGAUGACCGAGCUUAUUAAGAUAGCAAUGCGUAGGAGGGAUCGUGCGUUCAGGAAGUUUAAGAGGGACCGUACGGACGAAAAUUGGGCUCAAUUUAAAACUGCAAGGAAUCGGUGUAAUCUUAUGAUACGUAACGCCAAACGCCGCCAUAUACUAAACAAUAUCUCUACUUCUUCUUCUGCUAAUAUCUGGAAGUUCCUCGGAACCCUCGUAUUCAUAAAUUUACUUACUCCUGAGCUUCAGUGUUCGUAUCACCUCUAUGCCGAUGACUUGCAGUUAUAUCGACAUACGACAGUUGAUGAUUUGGUUGACACGCUCGAUAAGGUUAACGCAGACUUGGCGGUUGUGAAAAAUUGGGCGGACAGGUUUGGAGUGGCAGUCAACCCUGGGAAAUGCCAAGCCAUCAUUAUUGGUGGCUCGAGGAAUAUUAUCAGGGUGGAUACUUCCAGCUUGCCGCCAGUAAUAUUCAAUGGUAUGACAGUACCUUAUAGUGGCAACGUCAAGAACCUUGGCUUACAAAUGGACACCACACUGAAUUGGCAACCACAAGUCGCAGCUGUCAGCCAAAAAGUCACUAACAUACUACGGUUCCUCUACCGCCUGAAAAUUUGCUCCCGCCCAGUGUGA
Molecule: messenger RNA, 1644 nt
Organism: Helicoverpa armigera (cotton bollworm)
Lineage: Eukaryota; Metazoa; Arthropoda; Insecta; Lepidoptera; Noctuidae
Exons: 2
Coding region: 22-1644 (540 amino acids)
Molecular function (GO): catalytic activity
Source: RefSeq, a predicted model, not a curated record